UCUUCCUGGUGUUAGAUUUGAGAGAGACUACGCGGUGGAAACUGGACUGCCCCCUGGUUUAGCAGCCUCAGUAGUGGAGCCCCGCGAUUGUCCCUGCUAGCCAAAGAUAAUGAGCACUUUGAGAUAUCAGCUCCAGCUUUAAAACUUCAAAGCGGCGCAGCGGUUAUGACUCCUCAAAGCAGCGCCUCUUCCGGGAUCCAAGGACUUCUUUUAAAACUUCAUGAAUCACUUUCAGACGAAGAUACUCGCUCUGCAGCUUUAACAUGUCACGAUAUUAUUGUUGAUUUGGGACAAGAGUGCAUGCUAACAUCCACCGAGAAUGAGCUCGCUUUACACACAUCCCUGCUGUUCUCAAAAGACUAUGGGCUGCUCACCUUCCUCAGGAAGUCCCUGGCUUCUGAUGAGCUGCGGGACACCCGGGUGAAAAUCUUGCAGUUUUUGGAGACGUUUUUGGAUAAAGUGUCACCAAGAGUCAAAGGUUGGGAGAAAACGUAUGCGACUGACAUAAGAGACAUGUGCAUGGUUAUGUACACCAAGGAAAGGGUAGCCAAAUGUCGAACUCCACUGUUAGAGCUCCUUAUAAAGGUUCUCCAGAAAACAAAGGCUUCCAGCGUGGCGGCGGAUUUCAGAAUCUCUGAUAUUUUUAACAAAUUCUACAGCGAACUUUGUCAGAAGAGCAAAUUACCUGAUUCAGUUCUGGGUAAAAUCUACGAGUUAUUGGGAGUCCUUGCAGAAGUUCAUCCCAGUGAGAUGGUCAACAACUCAGACAAACUCUACAGGGCUUAUCUCGGAGAGCUCAAAGACCAGAUGACCUCUAAAACAAAAGAACCCAAGCUUUUUGUUGUGGCUGGGUGCUUACGAGGAGUGACCGCCCUGAUGGUUAACUUCACUAAAACAAUGGAAGAAGACCCAGUAACAUCAACGGAGAUCUUCCAGUAUGCCCUGAAGGCGAUCACUCCCCAGACAGAAAUGAACCGUUACGCAGUCACGUUUGCCGGGCUCAGAUUGUUUUCCAGACAUGCGUCUCAGUUCAGCAGCUGCCUCAUGGACAACUACAGGGUUCUGUUCGAGACCAUGUCCAAGCUGUGUGGACACGUCAAUGGAGAGAUGAAGAAGACGAGUUACAAUGCACUGGAAGCUUUUCUCAAGCAGGUUUCCUUGUUGGUGGCUGAGAAUAUCGAGGAGCACAAAAGCAAGUUGAAGUUCUUCAUGCAAAAGUUUUGCGGCAUCAUUAAAUCCCUGGACUCGACACACAAAGAGCUGUCCAUCGCCAUACGAGGAUAUGGAUUCUUUGCAGCUCCGUGUAAGAAGGUUUGUCCCCAGGAUGUGGACCUGAUGUACACAGAACUGAUUCAGCGCUGUAAGCAGAUGUAUCUGACAGAAUCUGACAGUGAAGAUGAGAGCUUCUACCAGCUGCCCAGCUUCCUGGACUCCAUAGCCAGCGUGCUGAUCCACCUGGACAAGAUACCUGAGGUAUACACUCCUCUGCUGGAGCGCCUGCUUGUGGUGCAGAUCGACAGCUACCCUCAGUGUAGCGAGAGAAUGCAGGCGGCCUGCUGCAAGUCCAUCCUGAAGGUGCUGAUCGCCAUGGUCUCUAAAGGACCAGUUCUGUGGAGUUUCAUCAGCUCUGUGGUGCACCAAGGCUUGAUCCGCGUCUGUUCUAAACCCAUCCUGCUUUCUGAGGACACUGGAAAUGGAUCUUCUGAAGGUUCAGAAGUCCGAACUGGGAAGUGGAAAGUUCCAUCGAGUCACGACUACCUCCCCCUGUAUAAAGGCCUGCUGGACUGUGAUCAGCUGAAGGACUCCGGGUUUCUGGACGGGUCGUUUGUGAGUCAGAACGCAGCUCUCGGACCACUGAGUCGUCUUCUGUACGACGAGCUGGUGAAAUCAAUUCUCCGCAUUGUGGAAAAGCUAGAUUUGUCUGUGAAGAAAGUAUCAACAGGAGAGCAGGAGCUGGAUGACACGACCCAUGCGCUGCCAUCGUCUGACCCUACGGCUCAUCUGUUACCCAAUAAGGUCAAAGACUUCACAGCCUUCGUCAACCUGGUUGACUUUUGCAGUGAGUUGUUGCUGAAUAAACAUGUGGAGUAUUUUGACUCCUGGAUGUUUCCUCUGAGCCACGAGCUCAUCCUCCACACCAUCAGGAACCCUCUGGUCAGCGGCUUUUACAAGCUGCUGUCCGUCACCAUGAAGAUCGCCAAGAGAAUCAAAUAUUACCAGGGAGUUGGCCGGAGAUGUUCUGUAGCUCCUCAGAGUGACACAGUGAAAAGUGCUUGUUUUGCACUCUUCUCUAAGUUUGGAAAAGAGGUGUGCAUCAGAAUGAAGCAGUACAAAGACGAGCUGCUGGCUUCCUGCUUGACUUUUGUCCUCUCGCUGCACCACAACAUCGUGGCUCUGGACAUGAAGGCCUACUGUCCUGCUCUGGAGACGGCUCUGAAGUUGGGUCUCAGCCACGUUCCUUUAGCCAACGCAGCCUUGGAUGCUCUGGAGGACUGGUCCUCCCACAUCCCAGCAGAGACGAUGCAGCCCUGCUACACAGAGAUCCUGCCUCUCCUCGACGGAUACCUGAAAACCACCUCACCUACGGACAAAGAUGAGAGCAACUGGGAGGUGAUGUCCUCUUUGUCUUCACGGAGGGACCGAGGAUACAGCAGAGUGAUGACGAGGCUCCUUAAGAAGUCCAACCAGCUCUCCACAGAAGAUGCUCCUCUUGUGUUGCUGAGGCUCAGGGUGGUGAAGCUCCUCGGUCACCUUGGAGGAAAGCUGAACAGAAACCUGGUGACUGUGGUCUCCUCAGAAGAAACGAUGAAGAAAUUUGUUGCCUGGGACACUGAGAAACGACUCAGCUUUGCCAUCCCAUUCACCGACAUGAAGCCAGUGAUCUUUCUGGACCCGUUUCUGCCUCGCAUCAGCGAGCUGGCGCUGUCCUCCAGCGCCAGGCAAACCAAAGUUGCAGCCUGUGAGCUGCUGCACAGCUUGGUGGUCUACAUGGUUGGGAAGAGUGCUCAGAUGGUGGAAGGAGAGAACAGACUGCCACCUAUGUACAAACUACACAAGAGACUGUUUCCUGUGCUGCUGCGUUUGGCUUGUGACGUUGAUCAGGUCACCAGGCAGCUCUUUGAACCGCUGGUGAUGCAGCUGAUUCACUGGUUCACCAACAACAGGAAGUUUGAGAGCCAGGAUACAGUAGCUGUUCUGGAGGCUAUCCUGGACGGUGUGGUCGACCCGCUGGACAGCACUCUCAGAGACUUCUGUGGACGUUGCAUCGAAGAGUUUGUCAAGUGGUCGAUCAAGCAGACCACCCCAAAGCAGCAGGAGAGGAGCCCGACCAACAUGAAGUCCUUGUUUAAGCGCAUUUACAGCCUGGCCCUGCACCCCAACGGGUUCAAACGACUCGGAGCCGCUUUAGCUUUCAACAGCAUCUACAGACAGUUCAGAGAGGAGAACGCUUUGGUGGAACAGUUCAUCUUUGAGGUUCUCGUCAUAUUUGUGGAAAGUCUGGCUCUAGCUCACUCUGACGAGCGAUCCAUGGGCACGUUGCAGCAGUGUGGCAGUGCCAUUGAGCACCUGAAGAGAAUCAUACAACACAAAGCUCCCAGCCUCAAUCAGCACAAUGCUAAGAGACGCGUCCCAAGGGGUUUUCCUCCUGAUGAGAAGCUGAUCCUGUCCGAUGUGGUGGUGUGGCUGCUGGAGCAAUGUGGGCGACCUCAGACUGACUGUCGCCACAAAUGCAUGGAGCUCUUCUAUGAGUUCAUUCCCUUACUGCCAGGAAAGAAGUCUCCACCUCAGUGGUUGGACGGCAUGCUGAAGGAUCACGGCAUGGAUUUCCUGAUUUCACGGUUUGAGGGAGGCGGUCUUCUGUCCCAACCCACCCUCAGGGACCUGAUGGGCCCUUUCAGUGUUCGAGUCACCCUGCAGUGGAUGGACCUGCUGCUGGCUGUGCUGGAUUGCUACAACACCUUCAUCAACCUGCACAUCAUCAAACCCCAUCACAUUCUCAGUUCGAAAGAUAAGUCGAGCUUCUUGAAAGCUACCCGUUUCUUCCUGACGGAGCUGGCGACUCACGACCUGACAGCGGCGGAGAGCUGCUUCCCUCUGGGUGAGAGAACGUCUCACUUCAGCCCAGGAGAGGUGGACCAGUACAACUACAGCAAGUGCACCAUCAUCGUCCGUCUGCUGGAGUUUUCCUCCAUGAUUCUCGUCAAAGGAGAUCAAAGCUGCUGGAAGCUCCUGGAACAAGAUUUGUUCAGUUCUGUGCUGUUUGAGCUGACGGCGGUGGUGGUGUGUGAGCCGUCUGCUGUUGGGUUUAACGUGGCUGAUGUGGCGGUGAUGAAGAACCUACCAGAAGUGUGUGUUCCUCUGCUUAAAGCUCUGCUGGUCUCACCUUAUCGCAGCCACAUUGAAACCAGCUUACGGACAAAAAUCUCAAGUAAAAAUGUAGAAGACUUUUGUGCUGUUGACCUGUACCACUCAAACACCCUCAGCCGCCAUGACCAGAUGGAGAUGGUCCUUUCCUCCUGUAAGCAGAUUCACAGAGCUGGCUUCCUCAGCUCCAUUCUGUACAGUCAGGAUUCAGCCUACGGCCGAUCCCUCGGGUCCAAACUUCUAAUGACGGUGUAUAAAGGCAUCGCUCCAGGAGGGGAGAGGAAGGCACUUCCGUCUUUGGACGCAAACACCAGGAGAGUAGCAGAUGGCCUGCUUCAGCUUGCCUUUUCCCUCAGCCAACAGAGUGAGCAGCUGGUGGAGUUGCUGUUGAACACCAUCACGCUCUCCGUACCAAUAUCUGGAGGUCACAGUCACAACUUCCUCACCUUCUCACAUGGGGAGUACUUCUACAGCCUCUUCCAGGUGACCAUCAACACAGAGCUGCUGAAGAGUCUGAACACCACCGUGCCAAGCCUGAUGAAAGCCUCCACUCAGAAUCCCAGCAUGGUGAGCGUGUUGCUGAACGGCAUGCUGGACCACAGCUUUAGAGAGCGCUCCGUGAGGAAGACUCAGGGGAAGGCGCUGGUGGACGAGGUUCUGAGACGUUGGACCAGUCUGCAGCCGUGGUGGGAGGGACCGUCCUCCAGCCCAGAGAGUAAAACCGCCACUCUUCUUCUGCUGUCCAAGCUCUUACAGAUCGACUCGUCCGUCUGCUCUGAUCAAACCCAUGAAGCGUUUAGACCGGUGUUUUCCACUUUCACCGCUCUGCUGCUUGAUGUGAGCCUGCCUCUGAACCUCAAGAGCCAGGCCUUGCUGGUGCUUCCUUUCUUCACAACCCUCCAGAAGGAGCCGUUGGCUGAGCUGCAGACGGCUCUAGAUGCUCUGGUAGCGUCCCAUUUUCCCAUGCAGUCCGACGAGUUCGCCAUAGGCUCCCUUCACCGCAACAACUACAUGGACUGUGUCCGGAAGUUCCUGGAUGCUCUGGAGCUUUCCCAGAGUCCUCUGCUGCUGAGACUGCUGUCAGGUGUUCUGUGUCGAGACAGGAAGCACAUCAUGGAGGACCAGUUCCAAACCUGUUUCCAGAAAGUCGCAAGGCGGGGGAACAGUGAGCAGCAGCUGCAGCUGCUGAGUGGGGCGUACCAGGUGAUCCAGCAGGGCGAUGUGCCGGCGAGCUCCAUGCUGCAGGCCAUGAUGGACAGAGUGCUGCUGCCUCUGGCCUUCCACUGCAGCACCAAGGCCCUGAGUGACUUCUUUGUGGCAAACGUCAGUGACAUAAUCGCUCUGCUGCUCAGCCGAUUCACUAAGUCCAGCGAAUCAGCUUUUGAGGUUCAGCUGCUGAAAAAGAGCGGCUGCUAUAAGCUGAUGGAGCUGCUUUAUUCACGGCUUCCUAAAGAGGAGCUUUACUCCAAGGAGUCCCGCAUCAAUCAGGCCUUCUGUAGCUCGGACAAACCAGAGGGAAACGAGAUGUCCAAGACCUUAAUCAAGUUGUGUUUUGAAGCCUUCACUGAGAACAUGGCUGGUGAGACGCAGCUGCUGGAGCUCCGGAGGCGUUACCACUGCGCUGCAUAUACCUGCGCCAUCGCCGUCAUCAGCUGCAGCUUCAGCGAGCCCAAAUUCUACCACGGCUUCCUCUUCAGCGAGAAACCAGAGAAGAAUCAGUUUAUUCUUGAAAACAUCAUUGAUGUUCAGAGGACCUACAGUUUCCCCAUUGAGAUCGAGGUGCCUCUUGAGAGAAAGAAGAAAUAUUUUAUGAUUCGAAAAGAAAUUAGUGAGGAGAGCGGAGCAACACCUGUCUACCUGUCCUCCCAAUCCUACAUGGCCGACAGCAGCUUGAGUGAGGAGAUGAGUCAGUUCGACUUCUCCACAGGAGUCCAAAGCUUUUCCUUCAGCUCCCAAAACCCAGAGAGACCAGAGCCAGCUGUAGCUAAAAAUGAGACCGAGGAGAGAAAUCCCUCCCAGCAUGCACUGGUGGAUCUAGAAAUGGAUGAGCUAAACCAACACGAGUGCAUGGCAUCCAUGACUGCUCUGAUUGAACACAUGCAGAGGAACGGCAUCACUCCAAAAGUCGAGCAGGGAAGUGUUCCCUCUGACCUUCCGCCAUGGAUGAAGUUCCUGCAUGGAAAGCUGGUGAAUCCAUCAACACCUCUGAACAUCAGACUCUUCAUCUCAAAGCUGGUCAUCAACACGGAGGAGGUUUUCCGGCCGUACGCGAAGCACUGGCUCGGCCCGCUGCUGCAGCUUGUUGUCUCUGGGAACAACGGAGGAGCGGGCAUCCAUUUCAUGGUGGUGGAUGUCGUGGUCACGGUUCUGUCUUGGACGAGUCUGGCCACGCCAAAGGGAAACCCGAGAGAUGAAGUUCUCGCCAACCGCCUGUUGGAGUUCCUGAUGAAGAACAGCUUUCACCCUAAAAGGGCCGUUUUCCGCCACAACCUGGAGGUCAUUCGUACUUUGGUGGAGUGCUGGAAAGACUGUCUGCAUGUUCCUUACGGUCUGAUAUACGAACGAUUUAGUGGCACCGACCCAAACAGCAGAGAUAACUCCGUAGGACUCCAGCUGCUGGGAAUCAUCCUAGCCAACAGCCUUCCUGCCUACGACGCGUCGUGUGAAAUCAGCUAUGAUAGGUACAUGCAGUCGCUCACCAACAACGUCUCCUUCGUCAGGUACAAAGAGGUUUACUCUGCUGCGGCGGAAAUCAUCGGCCUCAUCUUGAAAAAUACGACUGAAAUGAGCCAACACGAAGAGCUUCUCAGUCUUGCUGUGACCAAGAUUUUAAAUCUGAAGAAGAAAGAUUUGGACGACAAGUUCAUCACCUGCUUGAACAAAGUGUCCAAACAUUUUCCUGCGUUUAUGGAUCCGUUCAUCAGCCAUGUGUUCUUUCUGCUGCCGAAGCUGCACGGCACGUUAAAGACUCUGUGUUUGGAGUGUGUGCUGAGCAGAGCAGAUGUCAUCCCAGAAAUCUUCCUGCAGCUGAAAACCACAGGCUUCGUCCAGAUGAUGAGCCACAGGGAUGAAGCGAGACAGAGAGUGUGUCUGGACAUCAUCCACAAGACCGUGGCUCUUCUGACACCAGUUGAGCUGCAGGAGUUCCUGGGAGCCGUGACAGCUUUUAUUUCUCACCCUUCACCUGUCUGCAGAGAGCGGAUGUACGAGAUCCUCAUGUGGAUCCAAGACAACUACGGUGACGAAGAGAGCAUGAAAGACAACACCUCCCUUGAGAUUUUAAACACAACCAGGGAAGUUUUGCUUCAGGGAUUGUCAGAGGAAAACCAAGGCCUUCAGCUGUAUGUUCAGAACUUCUGGAACCAGGAGAAGCGCCUCCCCUCGGCGACUCUUGACCGAAUGAUAAGGGUGCUCAAGUCUCUGUACUGCUGUCAGAUAGAGAGGUGCUUUCUGAGCGUGGCCUCCAAUCUCCUGCUGGAGAUGACCAGCCGGAGUCCCGACUUCAACAGAAACAUGUUUGAGUAUCCUCUGUCUGAGUGCACCUUCCAGGACUAUGUGAUUGAUUCAAACUGGCGCUUCAGGAGCACAGUAAUGACACCUAUGUUUGUUGAAACCCAAAGCUCUCAGGGCCCAGAUAGUCUGACGGCGUCUCAGUCCGGAGCCAUGAAGGGGAAGCUCAGAGCCACUCAGACGUCGUUAGAGUUCAGCCAAACCCAAACCCCAGGUCGGCGUUCGGCGUACAACUGGCUGACGGGCAGCAGCGUGGAUACACUGGCGGAUUACUCUCUCAGCUCAGAGUCUCUGUCAUCACUGCUGGUCUUUGAUAAGAAAACAGAGCGGCAUGCAGCUGCGAGAAAACCGGUCGGAGAAGGAUUCGGUUUGAGGCGUCUGACUGCGUCAACGGACGAAGUGGACAGUCGCACAAAAGCCGAAAAUGAGAGGCGUAGUAACAUCCUGAGACUGAGGCGCAGAUUCCUCAAAGACCAAGAAAAAGUCAGCCUGAGGUUUGCACAGAAAGAGAUCCAACAGCAGAGACAGCGAAAGGAAGAAAAAGCUGACCAGAGGCUGCGGAAAGAGGCUCAGGUGACUCUGUAUCGUAGCUACAGAGUGGGUGACUUUCCAGAUAUCCAGAUCCCACACAGCAGCCUCAUCGCUCCACUUCAAGCUCUGGCUCAGGGAGACCCAAUUUUAGCCAAGCUGCUCUUCAGCUCCAUUUUUGCUGGCAUCCUCCAAGAGAUGGAGAGAAGCCACAGUCCAGAGGAGAGUGUGAGGGUGAAAGAGGAGCUGCGCUGCAACAUGAACUCGUUCUUGAGCAAGAGUACGCUCUGCUUCCCUCCCUUUAUCGCAUGUGUGCAGGAUAUGUGCUACCGGCACAGGGAGCUGCAGCAGCUGGAUCCAGCAAACAUCAGCUCCACCUGUCUGGUGACUCUGCAGCAGCCAUCAGGGAUCCUGCUGCUGGAGGAGGAUCUGCUGCAAGCUGCCGGUCCAGAUGAACGUCCCGCCAAACGGUCACGAGGACGCAGAGAAAUUCCUCCAGACACCAAUAAAUGGAUCCACCUGGCGAAGCUGUACCGAUCUCUGGAGGACUACGACGUGGUGCGUGGUAUCUUUGGCGGUAAAGUUGGAACAAAGCCGGUCACCGGUGCUGCUCUCCAAGCUGAAGCCAACACCGACUUUGCUGAAGCCGUGAAGCUUUACAACGAGGCUCUCAACACUGAGAACUGGCCUGACGGAGAACCCACCGACUCUGAGAAGGAUUAUUGGGAAACAGCAGCGAUGGAGGCCUACAAUCAGCUGGCUGAGUGGAAGUCUCUUCAGUACUGCUCCACCGUUUAUAUUGAUGAAAACACUCCACCGAACCUGGAGAAGAUGUGGUCAGAGCCUCUGUACCGGGAGAUGUAUCUCCAGCACAUGAUCCGCAGCAUGCUGAAGCAGCUGCAGCUGGGCGAGAGCGACCAAACUCUUCUCAGCUUUGUUGACAAAGCCAUGAAAGUGGAGGAGCGUAAAAAGCUGCUGGAGAGUCAGUUCAGCCAAGAGCUCAGCCUGCUCUACAUCCUGCAGGAGGACUACGACCGAGCCAAGUACUACGCCAGCUACGCCAUGCAGCUCUUCAUGGAGAGAUACUCUAGUGUGGAUACACUCCUGACUCGGAGUCGGCUGACGAUUCUGCAGUCGGUGCAGGCUCUGACUGAGAUCCAGGACUUCCUUCUGUUCAUUAAAGAAGAUGUGUCGGUGAAGUCCCUUAAGCACCUGAUCGGAUCGUGGACCGAUCGCUAUCCUGAUGCUCGAGUGGAUCCGGCGAACGUGUGGGAUGAUAUUAUAACAUCUCGGUGUUUCUUUCUAGACAAGAUCAGGGAAAGGCUGCUAAGCCACGCCCCCAGUGACAGCAUGGAGGUGGACGGCGCAUCCCGAGACGUCGAGACAAUAGUGAAUGACUGCAAGUUCAACAUGAAGCUGCACAUGGCCGAAAGCAUGUGUCAGCAGAAAAACUUUUCAGUCGCCACCAAGCUGCUGAAGGAACUCCACCGAGAAGCCAAAACCAACAAAAGCUGGCUGCUGCGAUGGGUGCACUGCUUUAGCCGCUACAACCACAGACGCAGCCAGAAUCAGGGUCCCGUGGAGCAGAUCGGCAUCGUGCUGAAGACCGUCCCGCUCCUGGAGGAGCUGCAGACUGAGUGUCAGAGCGCCUCGGCUAAAGUGUUCAGACACCAGAAGGUACUCCAGGGAACGUCAUUGAGCAUCCUGGCUACAGCCGUGGGCAGAAGUCCGUCAGUCCUGGGAACUGUUGAUCCUGAUAAAAUGGAGAGAGUUGUCCGGCUCUCGGGAGCUGUUUGGUCCAGUGACAAUCCAAAGGAAGUAGAAGUCGGAUUGCAGCUGCGUGCGCUGAAGUUUCUUCAGGAAGCAUCCAGGAAGGCUGAUGAGGAGCUUCAGUCCUAUGAUCGGAACUUUGUGGAGACGGGCAGCAUCGUAGAGACGUUCAUGACGUUAGCAAACUUCUGCGACAAGCUGCUGCGAGCAGAGGAGCAGAACGACUCUGGUCAGCAAGAUUUCCGAUCAGAAAGCUGUUUUCCAGACCUUCUGGCGCUUCCUGUUCAUGUGGUGGAGAGCAUGCUAAAGGCCCUGAAGAUGAACUCAGAGGAGGCUCGCCUUAAAUUCCCGCGUCUCCUCCAGAUCAUUGAGCUUUAUCCAUCCGAGACCCUCGACCUCAUGACCAAAGAGAUGGUCUCGGUUCCCUGUUGGAUUCUGAUUGGCUGGAUCAGUCAGAUGGUGGCUCUGCUGGACAAACCAGAAGCUGUGGCGGUGCAGCGCUGCAUCAGUCAGAUAGCUGAGAGCUACCCUCAGGCGCUGGUUUACGCUCUCAUGAUCAGCACGGAGAGUUACCGCUUUGAGGACUCAGCCACGGGUCAUGGGCAGCAGGAAUUUGUUAACAGACUCAAGAGCCUGCUGGACAAAGGAGGAGCUGUGAAGAAGUUUGUGGAGGCCCUGCAGCAGCUCACUAACCCUGAUAUGAUUUUUAGGGACUGGAUUGAUGGCGUGAAGAAUGAAAUGGAAAAGCCGACCUUUGACAGGAAGCAGAUGUGUGGCAUGUAUGAAGAGAUGCGCUCUUUACUCGGGAAUCGCAGCGCUGAAGGCUGUGGGGUGUUCCGCAAGGAAUUUAUUCAGAAAUUCUCCAAAGCAGUGGAGAAACUCCUAGGACCAGAUGGAAGCACAAUGUUUGAGAAGAGGAAAGACAAAAGCUUUCUGCAGCAGGUGGACGACCUGGCCAAAUCCAUGCGUGGAUUUAUGGAGGAGCCGGGAAACCUGAAAGAGUACUCGCCCUGGCUGAGUGGAUUUAAACCUGACCUGUUCAGUAAUGUGCUGGAGAUCCCAGGACAGUAUGACGGCAGAGCUAAACCAUUACCGGAGUAUCAUGCAAAGAUAGCUGGCUUUGAUGAGCGGGUGAAGGUGAUGUCUUCCAUCCGCCGGCCCAAACGUCUUAUCAUUCGUGGUGACGACGAGCGGGACCACCCCUUCCUGGUGAAGGGCGGGGAGGAUCUCCGUCAGGACCAACGCAUCGAGCAGCUUUUUGCUGUCAUGAACAUUCUGUUGAGUCAUGACACGUCCUGCACAAACCGAGGACUGCAGCUCCGCACCUACCAAGUCGUUCCCUUAAACACCCGAAUUGGUCUGAUUGAAUGGAUGGAGAACACGUGCACUUUGAAAGAGUUCCUCUGCAACACAAUGACUGAGCAAGAGCAGCAAAACUCAUUGAGGUGCCAUGAUAUCUACAAAAAAUGGCUUCUAACCUUUGGUUCAAAGUCAAACCCCGGAAAUGAUAUUUUACUUUAUGGAGUGACUUACAGGAAAGCCAAACGCACCGAAGUGGUAAACAACUUUCUGAAAAUGUUGCAGUGUGUCCCGAGUGAUCUGCUGAAGAGAGCUUUUCUGAAGAUGUGCAACAGUCCUGAGGCGUUUCUGUCCCUGCGCUCUCACUUCAUCAGCUCGCACGCUUUGCUGUGUGUGAGCCACUGGAUUCUGGGUAUCGGGGACCGCCAUCUUUCUAACUUCAUGAUCAAUAUGGAAACAGGAGGCAUGAUUGGCAUCGACUUUGGUCAUGCGUUUGGUUCGGCCACACAGUUUCUCGUCGUGCCCGAGCUCAUGCCCUUCCGGCUCACCCAGCAGUUUGUGAAUCUAAUGCAACCCUUAAAGGAGUCCGGUUUGGUCCAAAGCAUCAUGGUCCACUCCCUACGAGCCUACAGAGCCGAACCAGACCUUCUGCUGAACACCAUGGAUGUGUUUGUCAAGGAGCCCUCGCUGGACUGGAAGAACUUUGAGCUGAAGCAACUGAAGAAAGGAGGAACCUGGACGGAGAGCGUGAACACCAAAGAAAUCAACUGGUACCCUCUGCAGAAGGUGAACUUUGCCAGAAGGAAACUAGAAGGAGCAAAUCCAGCUGUGAUCACCAGUGAGGAGCUGAAGCUGGGCUUUGAAAAGGAUGCAGCUUUCCCAGGAAUGCAGUCUGUGGCUCUGGGGACUGAAGAGCACAACAUUCGAGCGAGGCUUCCAGCUGCAGGUCUGUCUGUGGAGAAGCAGGUAGACUGUCUGCUCGACCAAGCCAUGGACCCAAACGUGCUCGGCCGAGUUUAUGCAGGCUGGGAAUCAUGGAUGUGAAUCUUCGUGGUGGUUCAGUUGUGAUGGUCAGAAGGAAAAUGUUGUGUCUGGAACAUGUGAAGAAGCUGAUUUUAAAGCUUGUUUGUAAGGUUUGGUGAUUCUAAAAUGGCGCUUGGUGUUUUUUUUAUUGUGAAAAAUGAUUCUCACUGAUGGAAUUGCAUUAUCACUGAAAAUGACUGUUAUAUCACUAAGGAUCAGGAAUUAAAUGGAUCAUCACUAACUCUG
This is a messenger RNA of Nothobranchius furzeri (turquoise killifish), 12741 nucleotides long. RefSeq names its product protein kinase, DNA-activated, catalytic subunit (gene prkdc). Gene Ontology annotation, biological process: double-strand break repair via nonhomologous end joining; intrinsic apoptotic signaling pathway in response to DNA damage; protein phosphorylation. The record is from RefSeq and is a predicted model, not a curated record. Gene Ontology annotation, molecular function: protein binding; DNA-dependent protein kinase activity. NCBI's taxonomy places the organism in Eukaryota, Metazoa, Chordata, Actinopteri, Cyprinodontiformes, Nothobranchiidae. Gene Ontology annotation, cellular component: nucleus.